AUGGGUGUCGUGAAGACCGCAUCCGAGAGCAUCCUCGAGGAAACUGUGCUUCCCAGCGAGGAGGCCAACUAUUCUGUGCAAGGACAUACCGAAGAAUGGACGGAAACGUUCUCGUAUCAGUUGCUGGUCGGGACUGGAGUAGCGUUGAUGGUUUUAUUAUUACUCGCCGCUGUGAGCUUCCAAUGUUCGUCCACUUGGCGAUGGGUUAUGUGGGUGAGAUGGUACAUGAAGGAGGAGGAUGGUGAGAACGACCUAUCGCAGCAGAACGCUAUACGUAUCAGCCAUUCCCUGCCGGAUCUUCAGUCUGAACCGAUCACUCACGAAUACGUCCAAGAGCAAAAGGAUAAUAAGAAGGUGCUACGCCAGACAACUUUGCCCAUUGUCCCGAUGAGACACCAGAGUUUCCAAAGGCAGCUCUCACAUCGACUCGACCUGCCGAACAUCAAGUUCAGCAUCUGCAACCUGGAAAAUCGCAGCGAUUCCAGCCUGGGAUUAAUCAAGCCGGAACUCUACAAGAAGGAGCUCCAGAGGCAGGAGAGCGCGGAGAGCUCGAGCACCACCGAGAUGGAGUACGCCGGAAAGCUGCACUUCGCUCUUCGCUACGACAAAGAGAGCGAGGGACUGGUCGUUAAAGUCUUGGAAGCUCGAGAACUACCAGUGAAAGACGUGACAGGCAGCAGCGAUCCCUACGUAAAAAUAUAUCUCCUACCGGACAGGAAGAAGAAGUACCAGACGAAAGUACACCGGAAAAAUUUGAAUCCAGUAUUCAACGAGACAUUCAUCUUCAGUGUAUCGUACGAUGAACUACGGGAACGAUAUCUCCAAUUCUCGGUUUACGAUUUCGACCGAUUCUCAAGACACGAUUUGAUCGGACAAGUGGUACUCAAAGGAUUGUUAGAGUUCACCGAUCUCUCUCAGGAAAUUAAAUAUAUGAUGGACAUCAUGUGCGCUAUGCAGGACAAAGUCGAUCUAGGAGAGUUAAUGCUGUCGCUCUGCUACCUUCCGACCGCCGGUCGACUAACAGUGACCGUCAUCAAGGGUAGGAACCUGAAAGCCAUGGACAUAACAGGAACAUCCGAUCCUUACGUGAAGGUGUACCUACUCUGCCAAGGCAAAAGGAUAAAGAAGAAGAAGACUUCGGUUAAGAAGAACACGGUGUUCCCUUUGUACAACGAGGCUCUAGUGUUUGAUGUGCCCGAGGAGAAUAUCGAGGAUGUCAGUCUUAUAGUUAAAGUAAUCGAUUACGACAGGAUUGGCUCGAACGAAUUAAUGGGCUGCACGGCGAUUGGCUCCAGUUUUAUUGGUAUCGGACGUGAUCAUUGGUUGGAGAUGUUGGAUAACCCGAGGCAACCGGUGGCGCAAUGGUAUCCCUUGCUGGAGACUAUUGCUGGACACAUUCCGUCUGAGAAUUCGGAACCGCUAGCGAUGAGUCUGAGCUGCUUAAAUAAGAGAUGAAGACAGCGUGACCGAAAUAAGGUUUGCGGGAAGUCGCGAUUUUUGUCAGACGUCGGCUGGGCGUUGUUUCCUUCUGUCGUCAUUUAAUGCACACCGCUUGACUGACUUAAAUACUGUUUCUAUCUCAAACGGCUCCGAAGGAACAAGUAAACAAAAAAAAAUAUUACAAAAAAGACACACACACACGCACACACACAAUCAUAACAACAAACUCUGUGCUUUGGAAUAUAAUCAUGUGGCGAGCGUGGAAUAGUAAACGGACAGGUAGAUCAUAUUAGAAUGUUUGUAAAAGCGUAGAGUAUGAUAGAGACAAGAAGCUAUGACGGCCGAGAUUGCUCAAACUAUAACCCGAUGAUCGAGUGUUUAAGAGAAGAAAGAGAAUAUACUAAAUAAUAAAGAAAUUAGAGAUGAGAGAAUGAGAGAGAAUGAUAAAGAUAGAAUAGUUUUAUUUUUCGACGACGAAUCCAGGCUGGCCCUGUAUUCAACCGUACACAUGAAUAUGGACCCGUUUGCCGUCUGUACUUACACUUUAUGAGCGCGAAAGAAAGAGAGAGA
This is a messenger RNA of Dufourea novaeangliae, 2010 nucleotides long. Its product is annotated as synaptotagmin-10-like. Gene Ontology annotation, biological process: cellular response to calcium ion; regulation of calcium ion-dependent exocytosis; calcium-ion regulated exocytosis. The coding region runs from base 1 to 1455 and encodes 484 amino acids. Gene Ontology annotation, molecular function: calcium-dependent phospholipid binding; SNARE binding; clathrin binding. Gene Ontology annotation, cellular component: membrane. NCBI's taxonomy places the organism in Eukaryota, Metazoa, Arthropoda, Insecta, Hymenoptera, Halictidae. The record is from RefSeq and is a predicted model, not a curated record. The transcript has 10 exons.